GCGAGCGUGCAUCGAUAUCGCGAUGAAAUAUUAAACCUGAACAGUUCCCUGCGGUUACUCGAAUCAUUUUUAAUUGCUUGGGUGUAUAAUGAAAAAUAAACGUAUUUAAACGAAAAAGGACGGUGUCUUUUUGCAGAAGAUGAAUGCUAUCAUUGUCCUAGUCGUGGUUGUUGGAGUAUGCGCAGCUGCGCCUCAGUAUUACAUUCCCUCUGGUUCCGGGUACUACCCACAUCCUGCCAAUUUGCUCACUUCCGCGCUGGAGGACACUUUGCCCAACCACUUGAAGAACGACUUUUACAAAAAUCCCAGAAUCGCUGCCAGGCUCGCGCAGGAGUCGUGGUUCAUUAACAAAGAGAUGCAGGUAAUCGACCGCGAGACGGAUAAAAUUCCACGCGAAAAGAUAUACAAUGUUCUACACAACGCAGGAUUCGUGCAAAAAUAAAACUAGAGUAAUAAAUAAUUGAAUGGCGUUGAUCUUGCACAGCAACCUUUCCAUCGUUCCUUUACCUCCGUGUUACACGAACGAACGGAAAACACGUCCAGCAUGCUUUAUUUAAUUUAAUAUCUAUCUCGUGUUUAAU
Messenger RNA from Hylaeus anthracinus, 581 nucleotides. RefSeq lists its product as uncharacterized. Lineage: Eukaryota; Metazoa; Arthropoda; Insecta; Hymenoptera; Colletidae. The coding region runs from base 140 to 442 and encodes 100 amino acids. The transcript is spliced from 2 exons. The record is from RefSeq and is a predicted model, not a curated record.